Molecule: messenger RNA, 1426 nt
Organism: Cannabis sativa
Lineage: Eukaryota; Viridiplantae; Streptophyta; Magnoliopsida; Rosales; Cannabaceae
Product: NAC domain-containing protein 19-like
Exons: 2
Coding region: 236-1207 (323 amino acids)
Biological process (GO): regulation of DNA-templated transcription
Molecular function (GO): DNA binding
Source: RefSeq, a predicted model, not a curated record
UAAAAAUACGCGAAAGUUUAGUGAAUGAGUGACUAGACCGUAUUUGUCUAUGGCGGGAAAUUACGUUUUAUUUUUAAUUAUAACUUUCCAGAAAUUUUAAUUUAAAAAAACGUUAUAUUUAAAAAAGGAAAUAUAUCUUUUAUAUAUAUAUAUAUAUAUAUAUAUAUAUAGCCCAAGCUGUAGAAAAAAGAAGUUGAGAAAGAAAGAGAAGAGAGCUAAACAGAGAUCAUACAGCAUGAAUCUACCACCUGGUUACGUGUUCGCACCGAGCGAAGAAGAGCUGAUUGUUGAUUAUCUUGAAAAGAAGGUUAAUGGACACUCAUUACCAAUGCACAUCAAUGAAGAUAAUGUCUACUUGUAUAAUCCAUGGCAACUCAUACAAAAAUAUCCAUUGCAGAGGUUCGAUGAGGGUUGCUUAUACUUAUUUAGUCCGCUACAUAAAUUAUCAGAAGGUGGAAACAAACGACCUUCUCGAUCAGCUGGAGACGGACACUACAGAAGUUCGAGAUGUUAUCCAAUAAUCUCCUCUGAAGGCAACACAAUUGGCUACGAAACACAUCUAAAGUUUUAUAUCGGAAAACCAUCUAAUAAGGAUGAUGACGACAACAAAACUAAUUGGCUUCUAACAGAGUAUAGAUUAAUGAACAAACAACCAAACAACAACAACAAGACUACUCUUGAUGAAUGUGUUUUGUGCAAACUGUACUAUAAUGAUCAAAAAGAAGAUGAAGAUGAUGAGAGUAGAAAACGAAAGAGAUUUACUACAUCUACAACAACAGAAGAAGAUCAAAAAGAAGAAGACAACAAGAAUAAUGAUCCUCUCUCUCUGUCACAACAACAACAACAACAACUAAAUAUUAAUGAUGAUAAUCAAAUAGAUCAACAUGAAUCCAAUCCUCCUAAUCCUAAUCCUAAUCCUAAUCUAUCAGUAGAAGAAUGGGAAUCAUAUUUCAACAUUACUCUAGAUCAACAUUUAGAAGAAGAAGAUGAUCAAGAUGAUGAUAAUGAUACACUUUUCUUUAAUCAGCUCAACCAAGCAGACUAUCCACCGCAACACUACUUCGAUGAUCCACCAUAUAAUCUUGCUCCACAACAACAACUACACAAUCAUAAUGAAAUUGACAAUCAUAUCGAAAAUCUUCUUCAACUUCUGAAUGACAACUGUGAGAAUGAGAACCACAACUCCAACAACAACAUCAUAUUCUAAGUGUUUCAAUUCAUUUCUAUUACAACCUUCACAACAACAACCAACAACAACUUCAAUCAAUACAACAUGAACUAAUAAUAUAAUUAAUUAUUAUAAUUUUGUCAUAAACACAUACAUUGUAAUUUUCUUCAACUAUAAUUAACACAUUAAUCAUGUAAUCUUCAGUCACAUUUAAUACAUACAUAAAUAUAUAUUAAUUAACUCUUUCUUUUUCUUUAA